AGCCCGGCUCCUCGCUUGCAGAGCCCCUACAGCAGCUGCGCAGGGGGAACGAAAUGGGGAAAUUUCAGGCAGAUUUCACUUUGAAACGCGGGAAGUGCAUCGCCCUCCCUGUGCUGCCCAGCCAGUGAGAGCCCUGAGCUGGGGCCGGGCACCCAGCCCUCACCGGGGCAAUUUCCCCAAAAGCCGCCGUUGCGCCACCACAGCCCCUGCUGCGCGCAGCCGCGUUGCAAAAGCAAACACCCAAGUGAGCAGCGUCCGUCCACCCGUCCGUCUGUCCAUCCGUCUGUCCAGUUUGCUCGCUCCUCUCCCUCAGGCAGCCAUGGCACGGGCUGGCAUCGCCGCCGUCCUCGUCCUCACGGCACUGCUGCCCGCUGCAGCCGCUCCCUGCGAGCCCGCACAGCCGCAGAGCCCUGCCAACGUGACGGCACCGGGGCUGCUGGGGACGUGGUGGUACGUGGCCGGGGCCGCCCAGCUGCCCCAGCACCUCCUGGAGCUGCUGCUCAUCGACCACGGCCACCUGCGCGUGGAGCCCGGCGCCGGGGGGCAGGAGCUGCUCGUCACCCAGCACGUGGCCGCGGGCGGCCGCUGUCUCUCCAGCAACUCCUCCUACUUCCACCUCCCUGAUGGUGGUGGCACGGCGCUGGUGAAGCACGCCACGACCCAGCAGACCAUGGGGACGCUGCUGAACCUCAGCUCCGAGGACGUUUUACUCAUCCAGCACCAACUGCAGAAGGAGAGGACGUAUUCGGCGCUGUAUCUCUACGCCCGCAAUCAGACCGUGAGCGAGGCCCAGCGGGAUGAGUUCGCCCGGCAUGCCCAGCGCCUGGGUCUCAGCGAGGGGGAGAUCGUGUACGCGCCCUGGAGGCAGGAGCUGUGCCAAGGUGAGGAAACCCAGGAUGGUGGCGCCCCAGGCACGGCCCCUCCAGCCACAGGCCCAGCGUCACCAGCACCGAGUGGGGCCGGGAGCGCGAUGAACCAGCAGCAAUAAAUGCUUCACCACAACACGGC
This is a messenger RNA of Oxyura jamaicensis (ruddy duck), 1008 nucleotides long. RefSeq lists its product as uncharacterized. Bases 320 to 988 code for a protein of 222 amino acids. The record is from RefSeq and is a predicted model, not a curated record. Lineage: Eukaryota; Metazoa; Chordata; Aves; Anseriformes; Anatidae. The transcript has 6 exons.